CCCUCACAAUCCCACUCACCUUUCCCCUCAGGACCCCCCUGAGGUUCCCCCUGGCCUUUCCCCUCACGUUUCCCCUCAGGACCCCCCUGCCCUUUCCCCUGACGCCCCCCCCCAGGACCCCUCCUCCGGGGCUGACCCGGAUGCAGUUGCGCUUUCCCGCCAGCUGCGGGAGCUGCUGCGCACGCGCCCCGCGGGGCUCUCCCUCUUCCAGCUGCGCGCCGCUUACAGCGCCGCCUACCGCCGCCCCUUACCCAUAGGCAGCGCCGCCUCCGCCCGUCUGCGCCUGCGCCAACUGCCCGGAGCUCCUCUGCGCCUGCGCGGCUGCGGCGUGCAGAUGCGCGUGCUGCCCCCUGGCGGCGCGGAGGACUCGGAGGAGCAGGGGGACAUGGCGGGGGGCUGGCAGGGGGAGGGGACCCCCCGGGCGGCGUCGCCCACCCGCGACAGGACCCCCCCGGCGACACCCAGGGUGGGGGGCACCCGGGAGGGGUCCCCCAGAGUGUCCCCAAACCCUGCGGCGACCCCCAGAGUGUCCCCAACCCCUGUCACCCCCCGCGUCGGGACCCCCUCAGUGUCCCCAAUUCCUGACACCCGCCAUCUUGGGACCCCCAAAAUGUCCCCAGCUUCUGUCACCCCCCACGUGGGGACCCCCAGAGUGUCCCCAAACGCUGUCGCGACCCCCAGAGUGUCCUCACCCCCUGUCACCCCCCGCGUCGUGACCCCCUCAGUGUCCCCAAAUCCUGACACCCCCCAUCUUGGGACCCCCAAAAUGUCCCCAGCUUCUGUCACCCCCCACGUGGGGACCCCCAGAGUGUCCCCAAAUGCUGUCGCGACCCCCAAAGUUUACCCCAAAAAUAAGCAAUAA
This is a messenger RNA of Onychostruthus taczanowskii (white-rumped snowfinch), 862 nucleotides long. Its product is annotated as extensin-like. The transcript is spliced from 2 exons. Bases 335 to 862 code for a protein of 175 amino acids. The record is from RefSeq and is a predicted model, not a curated record. NCBI's taxonomy places the organism in Eukaryota, Metazoa, Chordata, Aves, Passeriformes, Passeridae.